Messenger RNA from Humulus lupulus (European hop), 1886 nucleotides. Its product is annotated as monolignol oxidoreductase AtBBE-like 13. The coding region runs from base 54 to 1733 and encodes 559 amino acids. The record is from RefSeq and is a predicted model, not a curated record. Gene Ontology annotation, molecular function: oxidoreductase activity; FAD binding. NCBI's taxonomy places the organism in Eukaryota, Viridiplantae, Streptophyta, Magnoliopsida, Rosales, Cannabaceae. The transcript has a single exon.
UAAAAGGUAUCGAACACUUCAAGUCAGAUCAUAGAGAAACUCGAAUAUUAAACAUGGCGUUUUGGAUGAAACCAUCCAUGAGAGUACUAAUACUAUCAGUACUACUCAUAUUUCUUCUUCAAUCUGAAUCUUCAUUGGGAGCUUCAGAUUCAGCUUCAACCUUAGAAAGCUUUAAACAAUGCGUCUCACUAAACUCAGACCUCUCAGUUCUUCCACUCUCAAAUGUCUUCUUCGCCCCAAAAGACUCUUCCUUCACCUCAAUACUCCAAUCCUCAGCUCAAAAUCUUCGUUACCUGGUCCCUUCAGCACCCAAACCAGAGUUUAUCUUCACACCCUUGCACGAUUCCCACGUGCAAGCCACCGUUAUCUGCUCCAAACAACUCGGUCUCCAUCUCAGAAUACGAAGCGGAGGCCAUGACUACGAGGGUCUCUCCUACGUUUCAGAGAACGAAACCCCUUUCAUCGUCGUCGACCUCUCAAACCUUCGAGCCGUCAAUGUAGACAUCGAGGACAACACCGCGUGGAUUCAAUCCGGCGCCACCAUCGGCGAAGUUUACUACAGAAUUUCGCAGAAGAGCAAAGUUCAUGGCUUCCCGGCUGGGCUUUGCACCAGCUUAGGCAUCGGUGGCCACAUAACCGGCGGCGCGUACGGGUCGUUGAUGAGGAAAUACGGCUUGGGAGUUGAUAAUGUGCUCGACGCUAAAAUCGUCGACGUUCACGGAAAAAUACUCGAUAGAGAUUCAAUGGGAGAGAACUUGUUUUGGGCCAUCCGAGGUGGCGGUGGAGCCAGCUUCGGAAUCAUUCUUUGGUGGAAGAUAAAACUAGUGCCGGUACCGGAAAAAGUGUCGGUUUUUACAGUUGCUAAGACGUUGGAACAAGGAGCAACUAAGUUACUCUAUAGGUGGCAACAAGUUGUGGACAAGCUUGACGAAAAUCUCUUCGUUAGAACUAUUAUACAAACAGCAAGCGGCGGCGGAAGUGGCGGCGGCGAUAAGAGUCAAAGAACUAUAGUCACCGCCUAUCAGGGCCUAUUUCUCGGCGGCGCAGAUAAACUCAUGGGAGUCAUGGAAAAGAGCUUUCCUGAGUUGGGUUUGACCAAAAAAGACUGUACGGAGAUGAGUUGGAUUGAGUCUGUUCUUUACAUCGCCAGUUUUCCGGCUGGAACACCACCGGAAGUUCUUCUCCAAGGAAAGUCAACUUUCAAGAACUAUUUCAAAGCGAAAUCGGACUUUGUCAGAGAACCAAUACCUGAAACUGGGUUGGAAGGUUUGUGGAAGAGGAUGACAGAAGAGGACUCUCCUUUAACGAUUUGGACUCCCUAUGGUGGAAUGAUGAGCAAGGUCUCGGAAUCGGAAACGCCAUUCCCUCAUCGAAACGGCACCGUUUUCAUGAUCCAGUGGCUGUCGUUAUGGCAAGACGAAGAGAAAGACUCAGUUAAGCAUUUUGAUUGGAUUAGGAAGGUUUAUAGUUACAUGGCUCCGUACGUAUCAAAGUUUCCAAGGGAGGCUUAUGUGAACUAUAGAGAUCUUGAUCUUGGGAUGAACAAGAAAAAUGAGACGAAUUUCAUUGAGUCCGGUGGUUUUGGUAAUAGGUAUUUCAAGGCUAAUUUUGAUAAGUUGGUACUUGUUAAGACCAUGAUUGAUCCUGAUAACUUCUUCAGACAUGAACAGAGUAUUCCACCUCUUCCAAACUCCUCUUCACAAAGAAUUAGUUUGCUUCAUGUUAUUAAUUAAUAUGUACUUGUUUUGGUUAUAAGUUUAUCAAUGUUUGUAUUGAAGUGGAAAAAUGUCAUACUUCGGUAUAUAUACAUGUAUGUAUGUAUAGUUGUGGUACAUGUAGAAAAUGUGGAUGUUUAAUGUCAUUUUUCUCAGUACUAUACUGUACAA